This is a messenger RNA of Pistacia vera, 4258 nucleotides long. RefSeq names its product disease resistance-like protein DSC1. The record is from RefSeq and is a predicted model, not a curated record. Gene Ontology annotation, biological process: signal transduction; defense response. The transcript has 6 exons. NCBI's taxonomy places the organism in Eukaryota, Viridiplantae, Streptophyta, Magnoliopsida, Sapindales, Anacardiaceae. Bases 154 to 3303 code for a protein of 1049 amino acids. Gene Ontology annotation, molecular function: ADP binding.
GCUUUACCCACAGUAGAGUGACUACAGUGUUCAAGUACCUUCUAGAUUUCAAGAUCUUUUAUCUGUUCUUACAGGCUACAGCUACCUUCUCUCAGGGCUAAGAAUAUUUUAUUCUGUUCUGUGACUUUGCGACAAAGCUUUCUUUUUUCCUCCAUGGCUUCAUCAUCAAUUUCUUCUCCUGAUAUUUGUAAACCCAAAUAUGAUGUCUUCCUUAGUUUUAGAGGGGAGGAUACCCGUGAUAAUUUUACUAGCCAUUUAUAUGCUGCUUUGUGUCAAAAACAGAUUCAAACCUUCAUUGAUGAUGGACUUCAGAGAGGAGAAGGAAUUUCCCCUGCACUGAUAACAGCAAUUGAAGAAUCAAGGAUUUCAGUAAUCAUUUUCUCAAAAGACUAUGCUUCUUCAAGAUGGUGCUUGAAUGAACUUGUAAAGAUUCUUGAAUGCAAAAAAAUGAAAGGCCAAACGGUUAUACCAAUUUUCUACCAAGUGGAUCCAUCAGAUGUACGAAAACAAAGUGGAAAUUUCAGGGAUGCCUUUGUUAAGCGCGAUCCAUCAGACGUACUGAAGUGGAAGACUGCUUUGACUGAAGCAGCCAAUCUAUCUGGAUGGAAUUCGAUGACAAUUAGGCCUGAAUCCAAACUUAUCGAUGGAAUUGUCAAGGAUAUUUUGAAAAAAUUAGAUGAUAUGUCAUCCUCAAGUAUUUCCGAGGGUUUAGUUGGAAUGGAUUCCCACAUCAAGCAAAUAAAAUCAUUGUUGUCAGAGUUUCAGAUUGUAGGAAUUUGGGGUAUGGGAGGCAUAGGUAAAACAACCAUUGCUGAAGCUACUUACAACCAAAUAUCAAGACAGUUUGAAGGUCAUUGCUUCAUCGCAAAUGUUAGUGAAGAAUUAGAAAGAAGUAACGGAUUAAUUCAUUUGCGACAAAGAAUUAUAUCUAGAAUACUAGGAGAUAAAGAUUUUAUCAUCGACUCUCCAAAUACUAUACCCCAAUUUAUUAAGCAUAGGCUUCAAUACAUAAACGUUUUCAUUGUUCUUGAUGAUGUCAAUACAUCAAAGCAUUUAGAAGUUUUAAGCAGAGGUCUUGAUGGAUUUGGUCCAAGAAGCCGAGUCAUUGUAACUACUAGAGACAGACAUUUGCUUCAUAAUUUUGGUGUUCAUACCAUAUAUGAGGUUGGGAGACUCAAAUACACUGAAGCCCUUAUACUCUUUUGUAAUUAUGCCUUCAAAAGAAACCAUCCUCCUAAAGACCUUGUGGAGCUCACAAACAAGAUAAUAGAUUACGCAAAAGGUAUCCCAUUAGCUCUUAAAGUGUUGGGUUCAUCCCUCUAUCAAAAGAGCAAACAAGACUGGGAAAGUGCAUUAUGUAACUUGAACAUGAUUGGUGACCCCCAAAUAUAUGAUGUUUUGAAAUCUAGUUAUCAUGGACUAAAUUGGAUAGAGAAGAAUAUAUUUCUUGAUAUCGCAUGUUUCUUUAAUGGAAGGAGUAGAAAUUAUGUAACAGUAUUAUUAGACAACUGUUAUAAUUGCUCUACGCAAUAUUGGCUGAGUGUCCUCAUUGAUAAGUCCUUGAUAACAAUAUCACACAAGAAUUUGUUAAAGAUGCAUGAUUUGUUGGAAGAAAUGGGUCGAAGAAUUGUUUUUGAAGAAUCAGAGACACAGCCAGGCAAUCGUAGCAGACUAUGGUGUGAUACUGACGUCUAUCACAUAUUGAAACAUAAUAAGGGAACUGACGCAGUUAAAGGCAUAUUCCUGAAUAUGUCAGAAAUAAGAGAUCUUCAAUUAAGCUCCAGAGCCUUUACUAAGAUGCCUAAUCUUCAAUUGCUUAAAUUGUAUAAUUCUCGGGCUAAUGAGCUUUACGAAAAGUUAGAAGAUAUUUCUAAAGUGCAUCUUCGGGGUUUAAAAUAUCUUCCUGAUGAAUUGAGGUAUUUGCGAUGGGAUGGAUAUCCUUUGAGAACAUUGCCAUCAAAAUUUAGUCUAGAGAACCUGGUCGAAUUGAGAUUGCCUUUUAGCAAAAUUGAGCAACUUUGGAAAGGGAAAAAGUGUCCAUCCAAAUUGAAAUGCAUUAGUCUUCGAAGCUCUGACUGCUUGAUUGAGCUCCCAGACCUCUCAGAUGCCAUGGAGCUUGAGGUUAUAAAUCUUAAUUAUUGUAGCAGUUUGGUUGAAGCUCACACAUCUAUCCAAUCUCUUUACAACCUACAUACACUAAAUUUGAGAUACUGUGAAAAUCUUAAAAGCUUCGGAAGCAACAUUCAUUUUAGGGGUCCUAUAAUUAUUGACUUCUCUUAUUGCACUAAUCUCAACAAGUUUCCACAGAUUUACGGAAAUAUAAUUGUAUUACACUUGUGUGGGACCGCAAUAGAAGAAGUUCCCCCAUCAAUCGAGUGUCUGUCUCAGUUGAUUAUAUUAGAUAUGGAUAAUUGUAGAAGGCUGAAGCGUCUUCCAACUAGUAUUUGUAAAUUAAAAUCUCUUACCCAGUUGAUUCUUUCCGACUGCUCAAAACUUGAGAGUUUCCCAGAAAUCUUGGAGGAAAUGGAUGAUUUACAUCUCCUUGUUUUAAAUGGAGCAGCAACAAUUAAAGAGCUUCCAUCUUCUAUUGAAUAUUUGAAAGGGCUUCACACUUUGAAGUUGAAGGAUUGCAUAAAUCUUGAGACAAUUCCAAGAAGUAUGUGUAGUUUGACCUCUAUAAGGUAUUUUGAUAUUUCUGGUUGCUCAAAGCUUGAAGCUCUUCUAGAAAACUUGGAAAAUUUAACACAUUUGACAAGUCUCUAUGCAUGUAGAACCUCCUUGAGUAAAUUACCAUCUUCUAUUGCAUGUUGGAAUAACAUUUAUGAAUUGUAUCUAGCUUUCUGCAAUCUAACUGAAAUACCUGAGGAUCUUUGUUGUGUAUCCUUGCUGUCGAAUUUAGAUCUAAGGGGAAACAAUUUUGAGAGUCUACCUGCAAGUAUGAAGCAAUUUUCUGGACUGAAACAACUUUUCUUAAGCAAUUGCAAUAUGCUUCAUUCGUUACCGGAGCUUCCAUGGUCUCUAAGAUACUUAGAAGCAAUAAAUUGCAAGCAGCUCCAAUCAUUACCAGAGAUUCCAUCAAGUCCAGAAAAAAUAGAUGCAUCAGAAGUGGAAAAAUUAAUGGUCAGAAUUUACUUCAUAUUCACAAACUGUCACAGUCUGGAUGAGAAAGCAAUGAACGUUUUGGCAAGUGCACCACUAAGAUUUCAACGUAUGGCAAAUGCACAAGAAGAUAAACCAACACGGUUUUUCAACUUUUGUUUGCCUGGAAGUGACCUUCCUAACUGGGUCCACUAUCAAAGUUAGGGAUCUUCGUUAACUUUUGAUCUACCUCAAAAUUGGUGUUUUACAAGCUUUAUCGGGUUUGCUAUAUGGGCCGUUAUUGCAUUUGAUGAGAGUUUUGAGACUCAAGAUCUUUAUAUCAGCUGCGAUUGUCAUUUUGAAACCAAUGAUGGUGAAAGGGUAGACUUCUCUUGCAACUUUAAUGUCAUUGUAGGCUAUUUCCAGGAUGACCCAGAUCAUAUGGUGUCAAUUAACUCAGAUCAUGUGGUCUUUGGUAGCUAUUUUGAUGCUGAAAUGGCUAGGCUACUCAAGGGUGACCAUACUGCUGUGACAUUUGAGUUAGGAUCAAAUUAUGAUUGAACUUCCAAAUAUAGGAAGGUGAAAUAUUGUGGGGUCUGUCCACUUUAUGCACAAGCCAUCAACCAGGCUAAAUCCAAGCCCAGCACUUUUGAGAAUUUUGUAAGCCAAGGUUUUGGGGUAACAGGAGAUCAUGUGGACACACAUGAAAGCCAAAGUGAGACAGAGAUGGCAGUUCAAUCUGAUGGGGAGGAAGUGGAACCGAAUCCUAAGAGAAUUUGCACAAACCAAAUCAAUACUUCUUAACAACAUUUCUAUUAUCAGUAACGGAGGUGGUUUAAGCUUUUCUCUUCAUGGACUUCAAUUUUGUUUGCGGACUUUGAGGCGUUUGAACACAGAUGAUCAAGAAACCAACAAGGUUUUCAUCAUGUUUUGAAUAGCAGAGGUGGCUUAUUGAUCUGUAAGUUUUGGACUUGGACGUUUGUUUCUUUCGCGGACUUUGUUUAAUUUUUGGCUGCUGGAGCUGCUAAUUUCAUGUGCAAAUUCUUUCAAGGCGCUCAAUGUAAUGUCAGGUAAGUUAUUAGCAUUAUUGUGGCAAAUUGGUUAUAUAAAUGAAUUACUAGUUCGAGGUUUUGUUUUUUAAUUUAUGAUUUUAUUACUAAUUCCUCUUUUUAAUUUAUGU